GUUGUUUUGCAUUUGACUUUGCAAAGCAUGCCGGUUGUCCAGUUUGUUAAUCUUCUUCGCUAGAUUGGGGUUCGAUUUUGUUGGUGAAAAUUUUGUACGCUUGUAAUUGUAAAUUUGAAUGUUUCUAAACCAGUACAGCGGAAAUGGAAAAUACGUCCGAUAGAAGCAUCGACGUGCGUCGUGAAUCUAAUGAUGAAAAAUCGCUUAUUUCGGCCAAUGCAUCGGAAGACGAUUAUAUCAACCCAAAACAGGAUAAGUACUAUCAAGACGCGAAGAACUACUGGUCUACUAUUGCACCGACCGUCGACGGAAUGCUGGGAGGUUUCGGAAGCAUCUCUUUCACGGACAUCCGUGGGUCAGAUCAGUUUCUGAAGAACGUGUUCAAACUGAAGCCAGCGCCCGGUCGAGUGCAAGCUUUGGAUUGUGGGGCCGGAAUUGGACGGAUCAGCAAAAACCUGCUGAUGAGCUGGUUCGAACGGGUGGACCUUGUGGAACAGGACCCACAGUUCUGCGAAACGGCCCAAAGUGAGCUGAGUAGUACCGGAAAGCUGGGCACCGUAUACAAUAUCGGACUGCAGGAUUUCCGCCCGGAGGAGAAAAAGUACGACGUUAUUUGGUCCCAGUGGGUGUUGGGCCAUUUGACCGAUACCGAUAUCGUGGAGUUUUUCUUUCGCUGCACCAAAGCGUUGAAGAAAAAUGGCAUGAUGGUGAUUAAGGAAAAUUUCACCAAUGCAGACAAAGUGGAGUUGGACAGGCAGGAUUCGUCGGUAACGAGACCGCUGCCGAUGAUGAAACAACUGUUGACGAAAGGAAAUUUACGAGUGGUCAAAGAACAGAGACAGAAGGACUUCCCGAAAGACUUUGUCUAUGGACAACAACAGUACGGACGGACCUCCUGAUACACGACCUAAACAAGAAUCCUUUGGCAAUCAUAUCUCUUGGACCAGCUCGUAUCAGUAAUGACUACAUCAGAUUAGUUCACCGGAUCAACCUUAACUUAAUAAGCAGAACCGUUCAGGAUUUAAAUGACCAAGCUCAGGAUAGAAUGGGUA
Molecule: messenger RNA, 1052 nt
Organism: Armigeres subalbatus
Lineage: Eukaryota; Metazoa; Arthropoda; Insecta; Diptera; Culicidae
Product: N-terminal Xaa-Pro-Lys N-methyltransferase 1-A
Exons: 2
Coding region: 144-899 (251 amino acids)
Biological process (GO): N-terminal protein amino acid methylation
Cellular component (GO): cytoplasm
Molecular function (GO): N-terminal protein N-methyltransferase activity
Source: RefSeq, a predicted model, not a curated record